CGAUUGCCAUGGGUUCGAAGACGAGCAUCAUCACGAACGAGCAGCUGUCGGAGUACGCGGAGCUAACGUAUCUUACCAAGUCCGAGAUCAUUUUUAUCCUGCAAAAGUUCCUGCUGCUCGAUGAUGGACGCAACUUUUCACUCACCAAACGGUUCCCCGAGCAGGAGGUGGUGAAUUUGUUCCCUCAGUUAAAGCAUAAUCCCUUCCGCGAUCGUUUGCUGCACGUGUUUUCGUCGGAAAAUGAUGACAGGUUUUCCUUCGAAGACAUGCUCGAUCUGUUUAGCGUGCUGUCGGAAAAGUGUCCACUCGCGGUGAAGGCGUCCUGGGCGUUUCAAAUAUACGACUUUGAUGAUGACAAUCUGAUCACAAAGGAAGACAUCCUGGAGCUUUGCGAUCGGAUCACGCAGCAGGAUCGGUUGGAACAGGAGGAAAAAAUGAAUAUCGCUGAUCUGCUACUUAAAGAAAUAGAUCUGCAAAACAAUGGUAACAUUGGCGAGUUUGAGUUCGUUCACGCCAUGAGCAAGAUGCCAGAAUUCCGCCAGACUUUCUCAUGUCGCGUUUGAGGCUUGUACUAACUUUUCAACAACAAUAAACUACGCCAUUGACUUUACAUUGGAU
Anopheles merus is the source of this 618-nucleotide messenger RNA. Its product is annotated as calcium and integrin-binding protein 1-like. Lineage: Eukaryota; Metazoa; Arthropoda; Insecta; Diptera; Culicidae. Bases 9 to 563 code for a protein of 184 amino acids. Gene Ontology annotation, molecular function: calcium ion binding. The record is from RefSeq and is a predicted model, not a curated record. The transcript is spliced from 4 exons.